Leucoraja erinaceus (little skate) is the source of this 2109-nucleotide messenger RNA. Its product is annotated as INSYN2B protein-like. Gene Ontology annotation, biological process: inhibitory postsynaptic potential. The coding region runs from base 1 to 1722 and encodes 573 amino acids. Gene Ontology annotation, cellular component: postsynaptic density. The transcript is spliced from 3 exons. NCBI's taxonomy places the organism in Eukaryota, Metazoa, Chordata, Chondrichthyes, Rajiformes, Rajidae. The record is from RefSeq and is a predicted model, not a curated record.
AUGGUCAGUCGGCAGGGCAACCGUCCACUGGCUUCCAACGCUCACUCCCACUCGGAGCCCGCCAUGACGGUCAGGUCGGUGCUGUUGAAGCGCGACCCCGGGCGCUCGAUGGAGGGCGAGAGGAUUCACCACCGCCGGCGGCACAAGAUGCAGCAGGUCCGCUUCAAGGACUUGGCCGACGGGCCUGAGGAGGUGGUGGUGGGGGGGAGGACUCCCGAGGGCAAUUGCCAAGGGAUGCCGGCCCUGCGGAACUGGUACCCGGCCCGGCCCUGCUCCCUCACCCUCCCCAUCCCCCGCAAGGCCUGCAUGAGCACUGCCAUCCAGACCUCGCCCAGCCUCCAGAAACACUUCCCCGCCUGCCGCGCCCGCAGUAAGAGCGUCAGCGACCUGGGCGCGGAGGACGAUAAGGACGAAGGAGGGGACCCUCUAUCCGACCACUGCCCCGCCCCCGAGCUGGCGGAAGGCCAGGAUGCGGAGGAGGAGGAGGGGGAAGAGGACCAUGAAGGGGUGGUCAAGGAGCAGCAAGAGGCAGCGAUGAAUGGGAGGAUGGUGGAGACAGUGGCCACGUCCUGCAGGGAACACUGUCCUUCCACCCAAGAUAGAGAGAAGGUUUGUGAGAAGACCUCUGAGGAGGUCUCCGAGAAGGUAUCGGAGGAGGUCUCCCAGAAGGUCCAAGACUCCAACUCCAACGGUUCUUCCGCAUGCCAUCGCGCUAAAGAUCCCACCGUUCCCAAGGCGGUCCCAGAUACCCUCUUGGAGGGCAACUUCAAAGCAUUUAUAGCCGGGCAGCACUGUGCAACUAAGGGUGUGAGAAUCCUCUCCGCCAAACCCUGCUCUCCCAUCUCCAAGGUGAGUCCGCCAUCAUCCAAAGACAAUGACACGGACAGGUACUCACUGAGCCAGAGGCCGUGCCACAAACUGAAAGCUCCGCGGCACGAUUUGGACGGGGACCUUUCCGACUACGGAAAGACUAUGGAGCCUAGCCCAACGAGCCCCAACCACACGCUCGCCAAGGACCAAGUUUGCACCUUCCCCAAAUCCUGCUUGAAAACUCCGCUCAAUCCCAAACAGCCUGGCGUCUCCCAUCGGACCGACCAAUCUCAGCUCUGCAUCUCGGUGGUGGACCACUCGCAGCCGACCGAUGUCAAGAACCCACCAUCCCAGCCUCUCGCCAAGUCUCCUGUCCGAUCGGGAGGAGGCCACACGGGGCCGGCACUGAAGGCUGACGUCCGACUGGAACUCGUGCUGAGUGGGGGAAACCCUCAGGCCAAUGCGACAGAGCCGGCCGCUGCCGCAGGGAGCCAAGGGCCUAAGCCAGGUCGGACUACUCAAUAUGAAAUCACUUCUCUCCAGUCCAGACUACAGAACAUGGAGGAUGUCCUGCAAACCAGCCAGCAGACCAUCAAGGUUCUACUGGAUGUCAUUCAAGACCUGGAGAAGAAGGAAGCUGUUAGAGAUGGGAGGCAAUCUUACCACACCGGUCAGGACAUUGUGAACUGUGGGACAUGUCGGGACUGUGCCUGCAUUAUCUACAGUGUGGAGCACGACUUCAGACAGCAGGAAGGCAGGUUUCAUCGAGUCCUGAGCUCCCUGGAGACAGAGGCGGGCCAAAGCGCCGAGCUCCCUUCCACACCCAGUAAACAGGACGACUCACCCAAGCCUCGGUUGGCAGCUAGGACUGAGCCGAAAAAAUCUAAAAGGAAAUGCUUUUGGUUCUUGUGAACUUCGGAACUUACCGCUGACGGACUGAUGUAGAGGCCAGUGCAGAAGUCGGCUCCCUGUUUCCCACCUGACCACCACGAGCUUGGAGCCUCCUGCACCGUUGAAGCCAGUGAAAUCCAUGAGGUGACCGUUUUCGGAACACCAGCUUUUUUGAAUUAUCAGACAAAUUUCCGCAACGGAGAAACAAAAAGAAACUAUGCAAAAAAAAAAGUGUUCUACACAUCUGCAGGGUGUCAUUUAAGAAUGCUCUAUUUCCAACGUUAAAUGUAAUUGUUUAACAUUGCUAUUAAACACGUUUGUACAAAGGGGUCGGAGGGGAGGAGGUGAAGGAAGCUUGAGAUGAAGACCGUCGAGCUCACCAAACAUAGAGACAUAGAAAUGAUAGGU